This is a messenger RNA of Paramecium sonneborni, 1639 nucleotides long. The record is from the annotation of a GenBank genome assembly. Lineage: Eukaryota; Ciliophora; Oligohymenophorea; Peniculida; Parameciidae.
AUGGGUUAAUUAGUGAAUUUAUAUCAUUAUUUUUAUUCAUAUGUUUUUUACUUAGAAAAUAGUCAAGUUUGUUAUUUUACCUUACAAAAAUGGUAUCCAGAAUAUUAAAUAAAUGCUUUAGCACUUCCAAUUAAAUUCAACUUGUAAAUUGGAGCAAAUAUGGUUGGAAAUAGUUAGGAACAUGAAGUUUGCAUUAAUAAUAAAUAAAUUGUGAAUAAUCAUUGCUGUGUUGUGCUCAAUAAAGAAGAAAUAGAACUUAUAGUCUUAGAUGGCCCAGUUUUCUAUAAAAAUGCAGAGGGAGAUUUUGAAAAAUUGGCAAAGGAUUCUGUUCUUAGGUACAAUGAUUCGUUAAAUUAGUUUAAAUAUUGAAUCCGCGGAUUUUUUAAUUCGAUUAGGGUAAACUAUAGAAGCUAAAGUUCUAGUUACUGAUUGUAUACAAUAACCAUCUAUUCCAAAGUAAUUGGCUUAAAAGGAACAUCAUACAAAAGAAUCUAAAAAUGAAUCCUCAUAAUUUAAUUUGUAAGAUAGACUUUCUACUAUUGAGGUAAAAGUAGUUGAAAGUUUAUAUACUUCUCCAUAAAGUGAAUUAAAAUAUCACAAAUUUACUGAAGAUUAAGAAUAGAAUGAUAAAGAAUUAAUUUAACAUGAAAUUAUUGAUUCAGUUUCAAUUAAUUAAGAUUAAUCAAAUAAAAAAUAAAAUCAUUAAGAAAAUGAUUAGAAAAUAAAUAAUAAACCAGCAAAGUAGAAUAAAUCUAAUUAAAGAACAGAUUUAUAAUAAUUAAAUGAUUAUGAGUAAUAAAGUGAGACAUUAUCUCAUGGUACUCCUGAUUUUUAUAAUAAAAACUCAAAAGAUAAGAAAGGAAUAUAGAAUAAAACUAAAUAAAAGAAGAGCAAAUAAUCUACCAUAGAUUACUUAAUUAUGCCAUAAAGGAAGGAUAGAGAAAGUUCUCCAAAAAAUAAAAGUUAUCAUAAAUUAACAAAAGAUAUAAAAAAAGAAAGCAAUAGGAUGAGUUAAAGAAAAUGUAGCAGAUGGAAGUUGAAUGUAGCGUUUUCAGGAUUCCAUCCAAAUAGAGAGGAAUAAUAGUUUUUAUUAAUUCAGAACAUACAAAUAUGUUUAGAAGAUUAUACAUUUAAUAUGUUAAUUAUGGAAGAUAAUGUUUAAUUAAGAUCAAUUAAAUUAUUGAUUGCUUUAGCCAAAGGAAUUCCAAUUGUUUCUAGAGAUUGGUUAACUAGAUCAAUAAACUAAUAUGAAAUUCUUGAUCAUAAUUAGUAUUACGUCAAAUUUUCAACAGAGUUUUGUUAAGAAUACGAUUUUGAAUUUAAAUAAUAUUAAAAAAGACUCUAAAAUUGGUAAAUUAUAUAAAUUAAUAUGGAUAGUAGGUCAGCUAAAAUUCUGCCUCUAAAUGAUAUUAUAAUAUUUGUUCCAAAAAAAAUGAUCUACCACAUUGAACAUUUCGAAUUAGAAUAUUUAAUAGAUACUUUAGGUGGCAAAUUCGUAUAUUAGGUACAUGAUGAAAAGGCUAAAAUCUAUAUGUUAAUACCAAAAGAUUAAACUAAAAUUGUAGGAUAUGACCAUUACUUAUAAAGUCCGAUUGAAUGUUUAUUCAAGAGUGCAUUAAAAUAUAAAAAUCUCCUUUGA